AUGUAUAAUAAAUGCACUGAUUCAUCGAUUCCUGUAACAAUAUCUUUAUCGAAUCAAAGAUUCCCUCUAACAAUAUUUUAUGGUUUUAAUGUGAAUGCAAUGCAUCAUAAAUAUUAUCAGAACUCAUUUCUUACAAGUUAUCAAGUUGAAUUACCGAUUCCAAAUCAAAUAGGAAGUUACAAAGUAAUAUCUUAUGUAACAAAUCAAUAUGGAACCUCAAGUUCAAAAGAAUCAAUAACUUUUUCUGUAACUAAGACUUUACCUUCAGUUCAUUUUGCUCAAAUUCCAAAACCUCAAUAUACGAACAAAGUUGAUUCUCAAAUCGAAAUUCAUGGAAAUUUACAAGGAUGUAAUUCAUAUACGGAUGAUAAAAUUAGAGCUACAUUCAUUGAUCAAAAUUAUGAAGCAACAAUGUAUACUAAUUCAUUUAGCAUUUUCAUCCCUUUAUCAAAUUCUGUUAAAGAAGGAGAAUAUAGAAUCUUUGUAUCUGUUUAUGAUACAACACAGAGUUCUCAAGUUCAAACUUUCGUUUUCAAAUAUCUAUAUAAUGAUCCAGAGAUCACAUUAGUAUCAUUAACACAAGAACAAUAUAUCAGAUAUUUUGACAAAAAUAUUAUCAUUGAUUUUAAGAUCAAAGAUAAAGAUGGUGAAGGAACAAUAUCAUUCCAAGAAUUUAUAAAUAAUCAAAAUCAUAAAAAAGUUAAUUCAUUUAAAAUUCCAGAUACUGCAGAACAUAUAUACACAAUCAGAGUUUCAGUUGAUGAUUUUUUCAUUGAAGGUCAAAACAAAAUUAGCUUUUCUGUUUCUUCUGGGAUAAGUUAUACAAAAUCAUUUGAUAUCAAUGUUCAGAUUGUCUAUCCAAAUCCAAUCAUUCAACUGAAUGAAUUCAGAAAUAAUAAAACUAAUCGAAUAUUGAACAGAACAAUCUCAAUCUCUGGAAGUAUCAUGAGUGCACAUAAAAACAAAGAUGUUUAUCUUUCAUUUUUUAUCAAUGAUCUUGAAAUUAAAAGAAGUAUUUUAAUGAUUUCUGAUGGCUGGACUUCAAUUCCUUUCUCAGAUAUGAUUGAUACUAGUUUCCUUAAAUAUCAAGGUAAUUAUUAUCUUAAAGCUAAGGUAUGUGAUGCAUAUGGCAAAUGUAAUGAAUCCAAUAGUGUACCAUUUAAUUUUCUUGAUUACCCUGCAUCAUAUUUCCCAGAUGUAUACACAACACUGAAAUCUAAUGUUUACUCUAGAAGAAAAUGA
Messenger RNA from Trichomonas vaginalis G3, 1242 nucleotides. Its product is annotated as EF-hand family. The transcript has a single exon. The record is from RefSeq and is a predicted model, not a curated record. Bases 1 to 1242 code for a protein of 413 amino acids. Lineage: Eukaryota; Parabasalia; Trichomonadida; Trichomonadidae.